AUUGUUUGUUAGGACAAAGAUGGCGAUGUUCAAGACUUGUCUAUUUUAGUACUUCAUCUGUAGUGCUGUAGUGAUUUAUGGGGUUCCACUUAGGCGAUCUGUUCUGUGAUCUGAUGUAUAACUGUCAGUUUGGCGUCUGCGCAUGUUUAUUAGAUUUUUAGCGUGUAUAUUUGUUUUUUUUAUCGCCGGGUCUUUCUAAUGAAAAAAAUUGCUUAGAUACGAAAUUAGAACUAAAAUCUUACAGUUUCAAACACAUCUACAACUUCCCUAAUUAGUUUCAGUUGUUUAUUGAAUGUAGGGUUUCAGUGCAUCCUGCAAUCAAUACGAAGUUACUAUGAGCAAGAGAAGUAGUCCUGUGCCCCCCACAAAAACUCCAACAGCCAUCCCUGCUUCAACGGAACCUGACGAAUAUUUUGUUGAAAGGAUCAUAGAUAGCAGAGUGAAUGAAAAGGGCAUCAAAGAAUACUACAUAAAAUGGUCUGGGUAUGAUGAAAAAGACAACUCAUGGGAACCAGAGUAUAAUGUAAAUAGCCCCGGACUAAUCAAGGCAUUUGAGUUGGAGAAAGCACGUAAAGAAAAGGAAGAGAAGAAAACAAAAUUAACCACUCAAAAUGGACCAGGCAAAGGUGUGAAAAGGAAGUCUGAUGAUAAAAAACAAAUAGGCUUUGACAGAGGAUUAGAACCUGAGAAAAUCAUUGGUGCCACAGACAGCCCUGGUGAACUUAUGUUCCUGAUCAAAUGGAACGGUACAGAUGAAGCGGAUCUUGUACCAGCAAAGCAAGCCAAUAUCAGGUGUCCCCAGAUAGUUAUAAGGUUCUAUGAACAACGUCUCAAAUGGCAUGCUCCAAAUUUAGAGAAACCUAGCAAUGAAUAAGUUUAAGAAUCAUUUAGAAUAGGAAGUAUUCCAUUUCAGCAUGUAACAUAUUUUGGGAUGGUCAUCUAAAUCACAGGUACAAUACACCAAUUAUAUAAUAAAAUAAAAAAUAAAAUAAUCCGGAUCCUGCUGGAGCACCUUUUGUUCAAUUUUUUAAAUCCCCUCCCUUUUUAAUUAUUGCAAGUUUUUUCACUCCGACUAUUUUUCUGAUUUCUCGGAUCAUUCUGUACAAGAAAGGACGUCCUGUAUAUAAGCCAUUUAAUGUCUCAAAAACAAAAAAAAUGCUAUCUUCGAUGAUUAACAACUCGGUUAAAAAUCCGUUAUUUUUGCGGUUGCCAAGUGUCUGGAUUAAAGUGAGCAUCUUCCCCUACAAGACCCGAAGAGUAUUUCAUUAAUUUAUUUUAAGCUACUUCAAGGCCAAAAACGGCGAACUUUUGAUUUUUAGAGACUACAAUACAGCCUUCACUAAAUUGAAGCAAAAACCAAUGUUUUGUUUAUAACAGAGUGUAUCGACGGUUAUUUUUUUUUUAAAUAUACAGAGCGUCCCACAAGUCAUGGAAAGGUAGUAAUAUGGGAUAAUUUCCGGCUGACUUUUCUGACUGGAAAUGACCCUCUAUAUUUCCAUGACUUUUGGGACGCCCUGUAUAUUGAAAAAAGUUAACUGCCGAUACACUUUGCGAAUAAACAAAACAAUGGUUUCAGCUUCAAUUCAAUGAAGGUGGUAUGUACAGUCUGCGAAAUACAAAAGUUGGCGUUAACAAACUAGCUUGAAAAUCGUUUUAAAAUGAAUAAUUGAAAAAAUAAAUUAAUCUUGAAAUACUUCUCGGAGUCUUGUAGGGAUUUUUAAUUUAGUAGCUUGAAAACCACUUUAGAGAAAAGUCACUGAUGACCUUUAUUUUUCAGAAUAAUCCGAGAUAUAAAAAAAUGGUCGGGGCGAUUCAUUUUUUCAAUUGCUAAAGGGAAUUGAAAGAAUGGACCAAAAUGUGUCCCGGCAAAAUCUAGAUUAUUAUUCUUUGACUUUUUCUCAGUUAUCUGUUCAUAAAGUACGGUCCUCGCAUUUUGCAAACUCUGUCGUAGUGAAUGUACAGAUUUUGGGUUGUGUCACUAGUCUUGCCAAUAUUGCAUUGACGUGGAACUAUUCUACCACAGAUUUUUUAACAUCGUUGGAGUUUGAGCUUGAAUAAAAUGAUUAAUUACUAUCAGAUUGCAUAUUACUAGUAUAAAAUGCCUUAAAGCCAUAGCAUCUUUUUUUUCACAAAAUAUUUGUACAUACUGACUCGAAUAUAUUUUAAUCCCCAAAAUGUGUUGCCGUUUAUAACUCAAAUAGUUUAUAAUGAAAAUCAACAUAGACGCUUUGUAUACAUGUCCCAAUUUUUUAUUUUUCUGCUUUCAGCAACACUUGUAUUUGUCAUAAUUUUUAAGGCUUCUUUCUGUAUUCUAUUCUACUCAAAAUUUGUAUAUUUUGGAAAUACUGCAUCAUUGUAUGGAAGCUGAUCAAAGAAUUAUUUCCAUAGCAUUACUUAUUAUUAGCUACAGAUCUCUAUAUUUUUUUGCUCUAGCAAUUACAUAGUUUAAUGAGUAAUUAUUUUGUGAUAAUUUGAAUAAUAGAUUUUGAUAAAAAAAUAAAACUAUACUAUGUAAAAUUUCUUUUGGUAAAAAUGUGCCAUUUAUUAAUUAAGUAAUGUGUAAAAGUUUGAUUAAGGCACCAAACUAAUUUUCACAGUUUUGGGAAUGACAUUUGUUUGGAUUUUUUCUAGCUGGACUUUUGGUGAUAAGUAAUGUCGUGUGCUGAAUAAAUAAAUAUAAAUAAAGUUACUUUCUUUA
Molecule: messenger RNA, 2698 nt
Organism: Acanthoscelides obtectus
Lineage: Eukaryota; Metazoa; Arthropoda; Insecta; Coleoptera; Chrysomelidae
Source: the annotation of a GenBank genome assembly